Spodoptera litura is the source of this 1959-nucleotide messenger RNA. RefSeq names its product putative inorganic phosphate cotransporter. Gene Ontology annotation, biological process: transmembrane transport; monoatomic anion transport. The record is from RefSeq and is a predicted model, not a curated record. Gene Ontology annotation, molecular function: transmembrane transporter activity. NCBI's taxonomy places the organism in Eukaryota, Metazoa, Arthropoda, Insecta, Lepidoptera, Noctuidae. Gene Ontology annotation, cellular component: membrane.
CAGUGAUAAUCGUUGAUUUGAAUCAAAUAUUAUUAUUAUUAUCAUUCAAAGCUUUUUACUAUUUGUAGUUACUUUUAUCGAUAAUAAAUUAACAGUAUUCUGAAUAUAACAAUAUAAAAUGUACUAUUGUCGUUUCAAUUAAUCAAAAUAUUGUGAAAAUAUUUGGAUCGUGUUAUAAUUAAAAGGGACAGCGCAUGUGUGCUUACUAAAAUAAUUUAUAAUAAUAAUUGUUAGUAACAAGAAUUGUUUAUUUACUCGUAUCAUGGAAGAGAACAAAAUAGAAGUUGUAAAUGAAAAUACGGAAAACAAAUUCAAGGUUUCAGGAUGGGGCUACAGACACAAGCAGUGUUUUAUUCUGUUCUGGACGUUAACCAUAGCGUACAGCAUGAGGUCUUGUAUGGGGGUAGCGCUAGUAGCCAUGACAGACCAUCAUGUACAGGGUAACGGCACCAACGUUACAGAUGCCAGUAACUUUGAAACCGACGGCUUCUUGAAUGCUCUAAUGAUUGUACCACCAUACCCUGCAUUUAGCUGGAGCAAAAAAGUUCAAGACACAGUGAUAGCUUCGUUCUUCUGGGGCUACAUGCUGUUGCAGAUCCCGGCAGGACAGAUAGCGCACAGGUUUGGGACUAGGUACCUGCUCAGUGGCGCCAUGAUGAUCAACUGCUUAGUUUCCAUCUUUUUCCCAAUAGCUGCAUAUUACGGUGGCUGGAUAUGCUCGGCAAUAUGCAGGGUUCUACAAGGUCUAAGUCAGGCCUGCAUAUUGCCUGGACUACACACUGCUUUGGGCAAGUGGGCGCCUCUACAUGAGCGAGGAAGAAUGUCUGCUUUCGUCUAUGGAGGUCAAGCGUUAGGCACAGUAUUUGGUCUUCCUAUCACUGGUUUCAUUGCUUCAUCACCCAUGGGUUGGCCUGGCAUAUUCAGGUUCUAUGGAAUUGUGUCUGGUAUUGUAAGCAUAUUGCUAUGGUUUAUGGCUGCUGACUCUCCGGCGAAGCACCCUAAAAUAUCAGCUGAUGAAAGAAAGUACAUAGAAGAUGAACUGGGAACGGGAGAAGCGGCUAAGCGUGCAGCAGUGCCCUGGGGAAAAAUACUUCGUCAUAAAGGUAUGUAUGCCAUUGUGAUCUCACACAUUGGACAGACUUGGGGCCAGAUCACUCUCUACUCAGAAGUUCCAGCCUUCAUGGACAAAAUUAUGGGAGUCAACAUCAAAGCGAAUGGCUUACUAACAGCUCUCCCAUUCUUAGUGAUGUGGUUCACCAACUUCUUCUUCAGCUGGAUGACUGAUAUGCUGAUUGUGAAGAAGAUUCUGAGUGUCACAAAUACUAGGAAACUGGCUAAUUCACUAGGAAACUUCCCUGCAGCCAUUGGUCUGGUUGCGUUAGCCUAUGUUCCUAAAGAUAUAUACGUCAUAGAAACUAUACUAAUACUUAUCUGUGGGUUCAAAAUAUCAUCACAUUUAGGAUUCCACAUCAACCAUAUUGAUAUUUCUCCAAAUUACGCUGGCACUAUGAUGAGCAUCAGUAACUUUGUAUCCAAUUCCUGUGCCUCCAUGGCACCUCUCGUCGUUGGGUUCAUUCUUACUGACGUGACUGAUGAACUUCUCUGGAGAAAAAUAUUCUUCGUAGCGGCUGGAAUUUACUUCUUUACAAAUAUAGUUUAUCUUGUACUUGGCACUGCUGAGAAGGCUGAAUGGAAUGACCCACCCGAAGAAAAAUCCGAAAAAGUUGAUGAAGAGAGCGUACCUAUGAUGGGCAAAUUCAAAAAUGGUGUAAAUUAAAUUGAUGUGCAGGCUGAAAUGAAAAGAUAGGAUGCAAAGCAGAGAGGCGAAGGUAGAAGCGAUACAGAGAAUAUAAUUAUGUCGUCGAAUCAUGUUUGAGGAUUAAACAAACUGUAUAGUAUAAUAUAAUUAAUAUGAUUGCACCAAAUCUAAAUUUGAAGUCAAAGUCAAAGUCAAAGCAU